This is a messenger RNA of Brenthis ino (lesser marbled fritillary), 723 nucleotides long. Lineage: Eukaryota; Metazoa; Arthropoda; Insecta; Lepidoptera; Nymphalidae. The record is from the annotation of a GenBank genome assembly.
AUGUCUCUAACAUGGACAAACGAGUUAACUGAAACGUUGAUAGAUUUAUAUCACAAACAUAAUAUGUUAUGGGAUCAAAAUGACGAGGAUUAUAAAAAUAAAAUUAAAAGAAAAGAGGCUUUAGAAGCUAUCAGUGGUAUAAUGGGAAUACACGAGCUUGAAUUGAAGAGGAAAAUUAAAAAUUUGACAACACAAUUCUUUAGAGAGAGAAAGAAAACACGAAAAGAAUGUAAAUCUGGCGGGUUAUCUGGUAAUUCAAAAUGGUUUGCUUAUCAGCGGCUGCUUUUUUUAACAGAUACUAAUAAAUCUAGGUCGUGUAUGGAAAAAGAUUCAAGUGAAACAAAUGAUUUCAACCCAGAAACGAGCACUGCGAAAGUAGUGUACCAAAAUCGAAGUCCAGUACCAGAUGAUGCUACAACACACGACUCAAUAGUUGAACUGUCACUAGACCGACUGGAUUCUGAAGGAUGUUCAACCAAAUCGGAUAAUGAAAAAAUAAUAACAGGCUCAAAAAGAAAUUUUCUAAAGGCCUAUAACGAUUCUAAUGAAAGAGAAAUUAAGAAAUCUCGAAACGAAUUCACUAUUUUUGGUGAAUAUGUUGCAAACAAAAUAGAAGCUUUAAAUACAAGCUACGCUCAAAACGUAGUAGAACAUCUGAUAUCUAAUAUUUUAUUUGAAGCGAGCAUCGGAAAAUAUGAUUAUCCCACUGAUGCACACAUUUCG